GCGAACAUGAACUUGAUUUAAACUUGGAUAUGCACGAUUCGAACUUGGGUAAUCAUGAUUUUGAUACUAGUGAUGAAUUUACAAAUAACAAACUAACCGAACUAAAAAUAACACUGAAAAAG
Molecule: messenger RNA, 122 nt
Organism: Racocetra persica
Lineage: Eukaryota; Fungi; Glomeromycota; Glomeromycetes; Diversisporales; Gigasporaceae
Source: the annotation of a GenBank genome assembly